AUGUCCACCGCCUCAGCACCCGUCCCCGUCCCCAACAGUGACAGCCAAUCUUCCUCCAGCGACAGCUUUGGCUCUCCUGGCAGCGGCCCCCGCAGGCAGCGCAUCUCCAUGGCAUGUGCCUACUGCCGACACAGGAAAAUCCGCUGCUGUGGUGGUGACCCUUGUCGCAACUGCCAACGCUCCAAACGCGAAUGCGGCUACGCUCCUGUCCCCGAAGAGGUCAACCGCGCCACUCGUGAGAAGAAGGCCUUUGCCAAAGCCAACAAGAUUGCCAGCCAGUUCCUUCCUCCAGCCACCACCACUUCGCCCUAUUACGCCCCCCAUGCCUCAUAUGAUCACUCUGUCUACGGCUCUCCCCUCCACUCGGCGCCCUACUCCCACCGAAGGUCUUCAUCACUGCCUUCUGCUGAUGUCCCUUGGGGCUCUGCGCCUGUCUACGGGUCAGGCCAGUCAUGGGUUUCCUACGCCAAGCCGGCGCCAUACCACCACCGCCCCUCUGCUCCCACUCCCGUGUAUGAGUCUUCCUAUGGCUACCACCACCAAGACUCUUCCCAGGGGUACCAUCACAACCAGCUCGGCGUUCACUUUGAGCACGGCGAGCCCCAGCAUGUCCUCGACUCUCCCUCUCCCACGUCUACCAACAUGUCUUCGACUACCUCUGCGGUCACACAUUCUUCCCUCGAAGAGGAGCAACACGCCAUGUGGAUGACACCGGGACUUGUCACCCCUACGUAUGGCCGGCCUGCUGCCUCGCGCUCGCUAUCUCAGUCCGUCCAUGGGGUGCCGCUACCCAGUGACAGCCCGGUGCAGAAAACCCACUCCCAAGGGACAGUCCCAAUCACCCCGGCGUCCUCUACCUUUGCCCGCCCUCUCCCUUCCCCCACGGUCUACUCCUACUCCUCCCAGGGGUCUGCCCACUACGACAACCAAGCUCCCAUCUUCUACUCUCCCGUCUCCAACAAGACUCGAGGUGACUACAGCUCGCCGAUGAUUGGCGGAGGCUUGUCAAAGGAGCCUAUCGUCGGGUUGGGGCUGAUAGAUGGCCGUGGUGUCUACAUGGGGGGACACUACUCGGGUGAAGAGUACAUGGCUCCUCCCAUGUACUAUCAAAGUUGA
Cryptococcus wingfieldii CBS 7118 is the source of this 1116-nucleotide messenger RNA. RefSeq lists its product as hypothetical. The transcript has 2 exons. Gene Ontology annotation, molecular function: DNA-binding transcription factor activity, RNA polymerase II-specific; zinc ion binding. NCBI's taxonomy places the organism in Eukaryota, Fungi, Basidiomycota, Tremellomycetes, Tremellales, Cryptococcaceae. The coding region runs from base 1 to 1116 and encodes 371 amino acids. Gene Ontology annotation, biological process: regulation of DNA-templated transcription. The record is from RefSeq and is a predicted model, not a curated record.